Molecule: messenger RNA, 444 nt
Organism: Moesziomyces aphidis
Lineage: Eukaryota; Fungi; Basidiomycota; Ustilaginomycetes; Ustilaginales; Ustilaginaceae
Source: the annotation of a GenBank genome assembly
AUGGAGGACGACGAACUGCAAGCUAUCCGUGCGGCGCGCAUGGCCGAACUUCGAGGCUCCGCCUCUGGCGGUGCCUCUUCUGGCGGCCCCUCCGCUCCCAGUGGUUUGGGAGGAAACGCCGGAGCAGCUGGUGGCAAGGGACAGGAAGACCAAGCGGCUCAGCAGGAGGAAAUGAAGCGUCAGAUGCUCAGUCGUAUCCUCGAUACAGACGCCCGUGAACGUCUGUCGAGGAUCGGAUUGGUCAAGCCACAGAAGGCGAGACAGAUCACAGACCUACUCAUACGAAUGGCCCAACAGGGUCAGAUUAGGGGCAGAAUCACAGAGGAUCAACUCAUCGGUCUCCUCGACCAGGUGGACCAGGCUUCGAGCGGAGACGCUGGAAAGAUCACCUUCACACGAAAAAAGACCGUCCAGGACGACGACGAUAGCGACUUUGACUUGUAG